AUCUCCAAAAUCUCUUCCAAAAGAAUCAGAAUUUAGAAACUCCCCAGAGACAUCCCAAAUCCAAGACAUUCUCUCUCUCUCUCUCUCUCUCUGUCUUCUAUUAUUCAAAUUUUCUGCCCAUUUGAUGCUUUUUUAAAAAUGGCUUCUCUCAGUUUGUUCUUCUUCAUCUUCUUCUUAUUCACUGGAUUAUUAUCUCAUUCACCGUUUCUUUUUGUUACAGGCUCUGGCUUCAGAGGUCUCAAUUCGGUGCUCGACACUAGCAAUAAUAAUGCUUCUACAAACUCCACACAACACCAUCACAAGUGGAUUGGACCCGUCGGGAAUCGCAUACUCUCCGUCGACGUGAAUGGCUCCGGCGACUUCACGUCCCUUCAAGCCGCGGUGGAUGCAGUUCCGGAGAACAAUACAGUCAAUGUCACCAUUCGUAUCAGCCCGGGAUAUUACAUAGAGAAGGUGGUGGUACCGGCGACAAAGCCGUACAUAACAUUUCAAGGAGCGGGAAGAGAUGUGACGGUGAUAGAAUGGCAUGACAGGGCCAGUGACCGUGGACCCAAUGGCCAGCAACUGCGUACUUACAGAACAGCUUCCGUGACUGUCCUUGCAAACUAUUUCACAGCAAGAAAUAUCAGCUUCAAGAACACUGCUCCAGCUCCGAUGCCCGGAAUGAAAGGAUGGCAAGCAGCGGCAUUUAGGAUAUCAGGGGACAAGGCAUAUUUCUCCGGCUGUGGAUUUUAUGGAGCUCAAGAUACUCUUCUAGACGACGCUGGCCGCCAUUACUUCAAGGAGUGUUAUAUUGAGGGCUCUAUAGACUUCAUCUUUGGAAAUGGCCGCUCUAUGUACAAAGACUGCGAGUUGCACUCCAUAGCUACGAAGUUCGGCUCCAUAGCAGCCCAAUACAGAAGCUCACCGUUUGAGAAAACAGGCUUCGCUUUUGUAAACUGCAGAGUCACGGGUACAGGGCCAGUAUAUGUGGGCCGUGGAAUGGGCAAAUACGCCAGAAUUGUGUAUUCCUAUACUUACUUUGAUGAUGUAGUCGCACACGGUGGCUGGGACGAUUGGGACAACUCCAAUGACGACGCAAACAAGACUACGCUUUUAGGAUUCUAUAAGUGCUCGGGACCGGGAGUUGCAGAACUAAAAGGAGUGUCAGGAGCCAGAGAGCUUGAUUAUGAUACGGCUCAUCGUUUCCUGGUCAAAAGUUUUGUGAAUGGGAGGCACUGGAUCACACCCUCAGAUGCUUAGUUAUGAGUAAAAUUAGACCAAAAAAAGAAAAAAAGAAAAAACACCUAUACCUUUAAAUGUAUCAAACAAUAACGUUAGUCAUAGAAAUACUUUUAGACUGUUGCUCCUAAGGGUAAAGGCCUGUCAUUCUUUUAUUGCUCAAGUUAGAGAUUUUUUGUUCAUUUAUCUUCUCCAAAUUCUUUCAUUCAAUCUUUUAGCUAGUGCUUUUACUUAUGUAUGAAUCAAUAAUGAGUUAUAGUUGUAUGAUUGUAAUUUCAUGUCCUAUUGGUAUAUUUGUGCUUGAUUGUAUCAGUUAUCAGUUAUCAAUAUAGUUGAAAUUUUUCACACCAAAAUGAAUUUGUGUGAAAAAAUAGAAUGCAUGGGAAUGAAAAAAAGAGACUUUGGUUGAA
Molecule: messenger RNA, 1631 nt
Organism: Ziziphus jujuba (common jujube)
Lineage: Eukaryota; Viridiplantae; Streptophyta; Magnoliopsida; Rosales; Rhamnaceae
Product: probable pectinesterase 68
Exons: 5
Coding region: 139-1242 (367 amino acids)
Biological process (GO): cell wall modification
Molecular function (GO): pectinesterase activity
Source: RefSeq, a predicted model, not a curated record